AUGAAAGAAAAAAACAAAAAAUUCGAAUUUUUCCUUAAUUUUAUCACCUUUACCCUUUUAAUAUUGACAUGGUAUUAUCCUGAUGAGGGCAUUUCCCCUGGUAAACCCUUUGGCCAGGGAACACAGUCAAGCAGCUCAUUACACAUACGAACCAGCAGAUUGCUGAGAGGAAAUAUAGAGCAAGAUGUGAACCAGAAGUAUGCAUCUCUAAGAGAAAGCAUAAAACAAUUAGUAAAAGAAGAUGAUGCCAAUUUUAAAAGAAAAUUAAUUUCCCUAUUACGUGACCACCAAAUUGACAAUAAGUUUAUUAGCACCUUAAUGAAAAAAUGUGGUGAAUUAAAAAACACUGAUUCGUACAGAAAAGGACGCCACCCAUCAAAAUAUGAGAACAUGCAUGACAAAGAAUUAUAUAAAUCAAGAGAUCCAAAUAGAGGGUUAAAGCAUAGACAAAGUAAAAAAGGUUUUUUUUCUUCCCUUUCUAAAUUUUUAAAAAACUCGGACGCAUUGUACGAACAAGAAUUUAUCAAGUUGAUAACAUAUGAUGAUAGAACUAGUUCGCGCGCCAAAAGAACAUCGGGAAAACUGAAAUUGUAUUUUAAUAUUAUUUCUCCACUCCUGACAUGCGCCUUAUUUGUGCUUGGAUCUUUGGUACUAUACCAUCCUGUAGUUUUUUUGUCGUCAGUCAUAGCAUAUUUGAUAACUGUGUUUUACAUGUUGUAUAAAUCAGUGAUAGUUUCCAAAAAAUGUUCCAUCCAAGACAGGGUAAAUAAGAAACGACGUAGUGAGCUGACUGCUGCUCGAAGAUAA
Plasmodium cynomolgi strain B is the source of this 807-nucleotide messenger RNA. RefSeq lists its product as hypothetical. NCBI's taxonomy places the organism in Eukaryota, Apicomplexa, Aconoidasida, Haemosporida, Plasmodiidae. Bases 1 to 807 code for a protein of 268 amino acids. The transcript is spliced from 3 exons. The record is from RefSeq and is a predicted model, not a curated record.